Molecule: messenger RNA, 1146 nt
Organism: Lolium rigidum
Lineage: Eukaryota; Viridiplantae; Streptophyta; Magnoliopsida; Poales; Poaceae
Exons: 6
Coding region: 1-1146 (381 amino acids)
Source: RefSeq, a predicted model, not a curated record
AUGAAAGAAAGUCAAGCUAAUAAAGUGAUCCUUCUCAUGUCAUUUCUUGCUCUAGUCACUAGAGGAAAAGGUAUAAGCUAUCAAACUCGCGGACAAAAUAGUCAUAUCCUCCCAUAUGGACAAGUUAGCAAAAUCAUCCAGCUGAAAUGUGGAGAUGUUUAUGACUGCAUUGAUGUGCAUUUGCAACCGUCUUUAAACCACCCACAGUUGAAAGACCAUAAAAUCCAGAUGCAACCAAGUUCUUUCCCUAUUGGGUUGGACACCGAACCUCAGUUUCUGCAUUCAGAGUCACAAGUACAACCAUCUAUCAUCGACUGCCCUGAAGGAACAGUUCCAGUUCUACGCAACAAUAUAAGUGGCACCAGCGCGACACACGAUAUCCAUGUGAUGGGUAGCAUGGGUAUAGAACGAGCGGCGGCAGGAAUCGAGUAUCGUGGUGAUGUAUAUGGUACAACUGUUAAAAUAAAUGUUUGGCAGCCAAAGGUGAAUAAAGAUAGUAAGGAUGUUAGUGCAACAUGGGUACAUAUUAAUAAUGGAGUGGGAGAACACACAGACAGGAUAGGUGCUGGUAUUAUGGUAAAUCCGAGCUUCAGUGGUGAUAUCUCUGUUAGGUUUCAUAUUGCUUGGACUGAAGGCCUAGAAAAAAAGGUAUGCAUGGAUCAGAGCUGCCGUGGUUUCGUACAAGUCAGCCGAAAGUGGGCUCCUGGAGUAAGAUUAGACCAUGUUUCCGUGUAUGAUGGACCACAGUGGGCGAUGAUAAUUAAAAUUUUCAAGGACCCGAAGACAAAGAAUUGGUGGGUGACGGAUGGUAAAAACAUACCGCUUGGAUAUUGGCCAAACGGAUUGUUCACUUUCCUUUACGACAAGGGAAAUUUUGCAUUCUGGGGAGGAAUUGUCCAGGGCCCGACCGCCACGUCCACCGCCGUGGAGAUGGGAAGCGGGCAUUUCGCCUCGGAAGGGUAUCAAAGGGCGGCUAUCAUUAGGAAGAUCCAGAUCUUGAACGAGAACAACACGUACGUCACCGCCGAAGAUGAUCUGAAGCUCGCCCAUGGCACGAGCAACUCCACACUCUACACGAUCGACAAGUUUCGAGUCGAUACGGAUGGCCUGGGCAUGUACUACGGCGGACCAGGUUUAGUGGCAUGA